Scomber japonicus (chub mackerel) is the source of this 1323-nucleotide messenger RNA. RefSeq names its product procollagen C-endopeptidase enhancer 2b (gene pcolce2b). The record is from RefSeq and is a predicted model, not a curated record. Bases 16 to 1323 code for a protein of 435 amino acids. Gene Ontology annotation, molecular function: protein binding. Lineage: Eukaryota; Metazoa; Chordata; Actinopteri; Scombriformes; Scombridae. The transcript has 9 exons.
CAGCUGCUGAACACAAUGCCAUUCAUGCCACGGGGCGAAAACAGGCGAAGCGCCUGCUCCGGUAACCCAACAAUGUGGAGAACAUGCAGUAUUUUUUGCGCAUGGAGUCUACUGUUAUUGACAGAGGUCUGUGCGCAGUCUCAGCGGAGACCAAUCUUCACAUGCGGCGGAAACAUCACAGGAGAAUCAGGAGUAAUCGGGAGCCAGGGAUACCCAGGAGUUUACCCUCCAAAUACCAAAUGUGUGUGGAGAAUCACAGUCCCUGAGGGGAAAGUGGUGGUCCUGUCAUUCCGCUUCAUCGACUUGGAGAGCGACAACCUUUGCCGCUAUGACUAUGUGGAUGUUUACAGUGGCCAUGUCAGUGGACAGAGACUGGGUCGCUUCUGUGGUACGUUCAAGCCCGGAGCCCUGGUUUCCACGGGCAACAAGAUGCUCAUGCAGAUGGUAUCUGAUGCCAACACUGCUGGGAGUGGCUUCCUUGCUGUUUUCUCUGCUGCCCAUCCACAUGAGAGAGGGGACCAGUACUGUGGAGGCAGAUUAGACAAGCCUUCUGGGACGUUCAAAACACCCAACUGGCCUGAAAAGGACUACCCGGCUGGUGUCACCUGCUCCUGGCACAUAGUGGCACCAAAGAACCAGAUCAUUGAAGUGAAGUUUGAGAAGUUUGACGUGGAAAGAGAUAACUACUGCCGUUAUGAUCACGUCUCCAUUUUCAACGGGGCGGAAAUCAAUGAUGCCAAGAGGAUUGGAAAAUACUGUGGAGACAGCCCCCCAGCGCCAGUGUUCUCUGAUGGAAACCAACUUCUAAUCCAGUUCCUCUCAGAUCUCAGUCUAACCGCAGAUGGCUUCAUUGGACACUACAAGUUCAGACCAAAGAAAUUCCCCACCACCACAAUACCACCCACCACUACCACUCAGCCAGUCACCACCAGGCCCAUACCCCUGAAGUACUCUGUAGCCCUGUGCCAACAGAAAUGCAAAAGACGGGGAACGCUUGAGAGCAAUUACUGCUCCAGCAAUUUCGUGAUAACAGGGACUGUAAUUACGGCGGUGAUGAGAGGAGGAAGUAUGUAUGCCACUGUCUCUAUCAUCAACGUGUAUAAGGAAGGCAGUCUGGCCAUCCAGCAGGCAGGAAAGACCAUGAGCACCAAGAUCAUAAUCCUGUGCAAGAAGUGCCCAUUUAUCAGAAGAGGGUUGAACUACAUCUUCAUGGGCCAGGUGGACGAGGAUGGGCGGGGGAAGAUCGCCCCUCAGCACUUUGUCAUGGCGUUUAAGACAAAGAACCAGAAAGGACUCAACGUCCUGAAAAACAAACGUUGCUGA